UCUGGUAAAACUGCAAUGCUCUGUCUACUUAUUGUCUUGGAACUUUGCUUCUUUCAGUGUCUCUCAUUGCUUUUAUGGUUGGAAGAACGCUACGAGACUGUAUACACACGCCAUCCUGGUUUCCAGAAAGGAUCUAAGCCACUCCUUGCAGUAGAUAACCCAUUCCCAAUGGAACUUCCAGAAAAUCUUGUUGGGGAGAAAUGGGCCUUUGUCCAAUUGCCCUUUUCAGCUGUUCAAGAGGAAAUCUCAUCCUUGGACUCAAACCUCGUGUUUGGUGCGAGCCUAGAUUUGGAUUUGUUGGGGAUUGAAAUUGAUGACAAGACAUUGAUUCCAGGAUUGGCUGUUGCAUCUUCACGUGCUAAACCUCUAGCAGCUUGGAUGAAUGGGUUGGAAGUCUGUUCAAUUGAAGCCGAUUUGUCACGGGCUCGCUUGAUUCUUUCUGUUGGAAUUUCUGGGCGAUAUAUUUAUGCUACCUACAACAAAACUCCUGAAACAACGAGUGAAGCUGAAGCUUGGGAAGCAGCAAAGAAGGAUUCCGGAGGUUUGCACUUCCUUGCAAUCCAGGGGGACUUGGAUUCGGAUGAUUGUGUUGGAUUUUGGCUUCUACUAGACUUACCAUCUCCACCUGUAUAGAGUGUAAUCCGUCCAAACAAAUUUUAAAAAGAAAUUACUUUUACACAUUAGUUUCUCAGUUACAUCGCUUCAUAUUCCUUUG
Prunus avium (sweet cherry) is the source of this 715-nucleotide messenger RNA. The record is from RefSeq and is a predicted model, not a curated record. Lineage: Eukaryota; Viridiplantae; Streptophyta; Magnoliopsida; Rosales; Rosaceae.